This is a messenger RNA of Penicillium griseofulvum, 1272 nucleotides long. RefSeq lists its product as uncharacterized. The transcript has 3 exons. The coding region runs from base 1 to 1272 and encodes 423 amino acids. Lineage: Eukaryota; Fungi; Ascomycota; Eurotiomycetes; Eurotiales; Aspergillaceae. Gene Ontology annotation, molecular function: protein binding. The record is from RefSeq and is a predicted model, not a curated record.
AUGUCAUCCGACUCGAAGACACAGUCUAAGUCAAUCUUUGCAAAGCCGCCAGUUAAGAUCACUGUUGGCAGUGACGCGCGCGUUUACUACGUCCACCGUGGAACGCUUGAGGUUCACCCCGCAUUCGAUGCCCGACUAAAGGCGUCAACCGAGGAAUACGAGGAUGCGAUCGAUUGGUCCGCUUUUGACGAGCAGACCAUUAACUGUGUCUUGAGCUUCCUUUACACUGGAGCCUAUCAGGCACCUCAAGCGACCUCUGUGGUAGUUGAGGUAGUUGAGGAAGAUGAGGCAGAUGAGGCAGAUGCAGCAGAUGCGGGGGAAGAGGCCCCAGCGCAAGACGGAGAAGAAGAAGAAGAAGAAGAAGAACAAGAAGUUGUAGCAGAUGAGGAAGUGGAAGCGGAAGAGGAAGACGCCGAUGCAGAAGCACCAGCGUCACCAGUUGCAAAGUCACCAUCUCAUGCUUCAUGGCCACCAUCCCCGCCUUCAAGGUCCCCUCCGCCACCUGAGAGCCUACAGUCACAAGCUUCAUGGCCAAAUUCGCCAUCUCCAAUGUUUCGUGUACCUGCAAGGUCACCGUCCCCAGAUGCCGAGUCAUCCAUAGCCCCAGACUCGCCACCAUCUCAGGGCCUAUCAGACUGUGACUUAAAUGACCGACCCCUGACUCCUUUGGAAUACUGUGAUGGGGUCACUCUAAUCACAGAGCACGUCUCCGGGCAAAACGUUCCAGACCACGAAAGGCAAGGCCAAGACCAAGAAGAAGAGUCAGAACAAGAAGCCGAAGGACACUCUGCUGCCGAGAUUUAUCUCCAUGCUAAAGUCUAUUCAUUUGCACGUCAACUUGACUUCGAAAAGCUGAAGCAAUUUGCUUUGAACCGUCUUGCUCAGGUUCUUGUUGCCCUCGAGCAAACAGACAAGGUCCUAUUCCCCUACUUGGUGGAUGCAAUCCGACUGGUCUAUAAAACGACCGGUAUUGUUGAUGAUGCGAGGAACCUGUUAUCUCAGUUUGUGGCGCUGCGAUACACUACUCUGAUUGGUGAGAAUUUGGACGAACUUAUCACAGAGGGAGGGGAGUUUGUAGUCGAUUUGUCGCAUAAGCUUGCUCGGAAGCUGACGACCUUCUCAAUGGCGUUCAAGAGGGUUGAAUAUCUUACUCAUAAGAAUGAGGAGUUGAAAACAGAAAGUGCAGAGAAGGAUAAAGAGUUGAAGGCUUUGAGAGAUGAAGUUAGGCGGGGACCGGCACAGGGCUUUCCGACUUUCACAUAUCAGAUUUGA